CGGCAGCCGGAAGUCCCGCCUGUCGUGUAGUGUCGCGGUCGUUGUUGUUGUGGUCGGUUUAGGUUAUCUCCGCGGCUCCGAGAGCCGGCUCCAUCCACUCCCCGCCGCCAUGAAGUGGAUGUUCAAGGAGGACCACUCUCUGGAACACAGAUGCGUGGAAUCCGCGAAGAUUCGAGCGAAAUAUCCCGAUCGGGUUCCGGUGAUUGUGGAAAAAGUCUCAGGCUCUCAGAUCGUCGACAUUGACAAGCGGAAGUACUUGGUUCCCUCUGACAUCACUGUGGCUCAGUUCAUGUGGAUCAUCAGGAAAAGGAUCCAGCUUCCUUCUGAGAAGGCCAUCUUCCUGUUUGUGGAUAAGACAGUCCCACAGUCCAGCCUAACUAUGGGACAGCUUUAUGAGAAGGAAAAAGACGAAGAUGGAUUCUUGUAUGUGGCCUACAGCGGAGAGAACACUUUCGGCUUCUGAGGGCCAGGCCGGGCGAGGUGCGCCGUUUCCUGCUUGUGUAUCUUGUAAAUAGCUGGCCGUUUUCAGUUAAACCAGAAUCUCUUCACAGACCUGUUAGUGCGUUUGUAACUGGAUUUAUUUCUUAAUAUAUUGGAAGGUUUUGUUUCCUUAGAUUAGUAAAUUAUCAUACAGAGUUUUAUUUUGAGUUUUUUUUGUGUGCACUGUCUUCAUGGCUAUACUGUCCAGGGAACUUAUUCCUCUGGGAAUCAUAUUUAAUAAAGAUAUUUCCAUAUUGAAGUGAGGUAGGUGUUGUAUUAAAGUGAAAGGAAAGGAGAUGAUACAUUUAUUCUGGAUUAUGUUUGAAGUGUUAGAUGGCUAAGUAUUAAAAGCAUCCAAAUUAAAUCCUUAGCAAUCAGAACACUUGCUUCACUAGAUUUUGCCAACUGCCAAUCAUGUUGGACUGAGCUAAACCUGUUCCUCUUUCUGAAACUAUGAAAAUAAAUAAUUAACAAUAAAAUUUCCUCUUAUAAAGGCA
This is a messenger RNA of Ochotona curzoniae (black-lipped pika), 977 nucleotides long. It is a transcript of the gene GABARAPL2, whose product is annotated as GABA type A receptor associated protein like 2. Gene Ontology annotation, biological process: macroautophagy; cellular response to nitrogen starvation; autophagosome assembly. Gene Ontology annotation, molecular function: ubiquitin protein ligase binding. Bases 110 to 463 code for a protein of 117 amino acids. The record is from RefSeq and is a predicted model, not a curated record. The transcript is spliced from 4 exons. Lineage: Eukaryota; Metazoa; Chordata; Mammalia; Lagomorpha; Ochotonidae. Gene Ontology annotation, cellular component: cytosol; autophagosome membrane; autophagosome.